UCGUCUUUAACCAUGAAAAACAGAGUCCCGAUCCCGAUACUCACCGGACACCAGUGGAUCUUCUUCUGGCGCAGUGUGGAGCAGCAGCCAGGAUGAUCCCAGUGGGUGAAUUCAGAAACCUCGGCGCAGAGCUGAACUCAAAGUAUCGGGUCUUGAAACCAUGGUGGGAUGUUUUCUCAGAGUACCUGUGCAUUGUUAUGCUAAUGAUUGGAGUGUUUGGGUGCACCUUGCAGCUAACCCAAGACAAGAUUUCUUGCCUGCCCAGUCACUUCACCAGCCCAACGCCCGAGGUAAUCGACUGCAGCCACAUCCGAACCUACAGGGAGAAUGACACGUUGCAGCACACGCUGGUCAAACCUGCGAGCCCCAUCAUCCAGGAGGUGUUUGGCCGCAAGAACAAUCUGGACAUCCACCAAUACGUGUUUGUCAACCACUAUUGCUAUGAGAGGUUUGUCCACUGGUAUGCUAAGUACUUCCCAUACCUCGUUGUGAUCCACACUGUGAUUUUCAUGGUAGCAAGCAGCUUCUGGUUCAAGUUCCCUGGGACAUCUUCUAAAAUUGACCUCUUUGUGACAAUCCUCGGGAAGUGUUUUGAUUCACCAUGGACCACAAGGGCCCUGAGUGAAGUUUCUGAGGAAAGGGGAGAGGAGAAACUGGUUAGCUGGAGAAGGAAUACCAUCUCAAAUUAUCCCACAGAGCGACGAGCAGAUGAGGAGGAGACUGUGGGGCUUCUUCAAUCCGCUACUAUCAAGUCUAAUCCAGAAAAGAAGCCAGAGUCUCAGUCGGCCCCAUCUGUCUUAGAUAAGAAGGAAGGAGAGCAGGCCAAAGCUCUGUUUGAAAAGGUGAAGAAGUUCAGGACUCAUGUAGAGGAGGCAGACAUCUUGUAUGUCAUGCAUGUGCUACAAACAUCACUGAAGGUCUUCAAGUUCCUUGUAAUCAUUAUCUACACUGCAGUGCUGGUACCGAACAUUGAGAUAGUAGUGCGCUGUUUUGUUCCUCCUGAGCUGACUGGUUUUGAUAUCUAUUGCUGUAACCACACCAAAGCCCAUCUUUUCUCCAAGCUUGCCUAUUGCUAUAUCUGCUUCGUGGGAGUGUAUGGACUUCUGUGCAUCUACACCCUCUACUGGCUUUUCCAUCGGCCUCUGAAGGAGUACUCCUUUGAGCAGGUCAGACUAGAAACAGGUAUUAACGACAUACCAGAUGUAAAGAAUGACUUUGCGUUCCUCCUGCACCUUGUGGACCAAUAUGAUGCCCUUUACUCUAAAAGAUUUGCAGUCUUUCUUUCUGAGGUUAGUGAGAGUCGUCUGCAUCAGCUCAACCUCAACCAUGAGUGGACUGCCAAAAAGCUGCGCACCCGUCUUUCCAAGAACACCAAUAACCAGUUGGAGCUCCACCUGUUAAUGUUACCGGGGCUUCCUGACACAGUCUUUGAGAUCUCUGAAGUGGAAUCACUCAAACUGGAGCAAGUUAAAAACGUCACCAUCUCACAUAGUGUGGCAAAGCUAGAAUCUCUUCGGGAGUUAUCACUGAUCUUCUGCCCUGCAAAGCUCCAGCUGCCUGCCCUGAACCACCUCAAGGAACAUUUAAAGGCCCUGCGCCUAGCUUUUGAAAGUUUAGAAGAAGUGCCUAUUUGGAUGUACACCCUCCAUGGCCUGGAGGAGUUACAUCUGAAUGGUCCUUUAACCAAUGAGGUGUCCAGAAGUGCCACUCUGGACUCCCUCCGAGGGCUUAGAGCUCUCAGAGUUCUCAGCCUCCGCUCCAACCUUACAAAGAUCCCACCCAGUAUAGGGGAUGUAGCGUUGCAGCUGCAGAAGUUGUCCAUCUAUAACGAAGGUGUCAAGAUCCAAGCGUUUAGUAGCCUGAAGAAGUUAACCAACCUGGUCUCACUGGAGUUAGUGGGCUGUGAGUUGGAGCGCAUCCCAAGUGCUGUCUUCAGCCUGGACAAUCUGCAGGAGUUGGACCUGAAAGAAAACAAACUGACCACUGUGGAGGAGAUUCUGAGCUUACAACACUGCCGCCGCUUAGUGACGCUCCGACUGUGGCACAACAAAAUCACCUACAUCCCUGAUCACAUCAGUAAGCUGCACUCUAUAGAGACGCUGGACAUUAGCUGGAACAAGCUACAAAAGCUUCCAUCUCGACUGUUUUAUUGCACCAAGCUCAGGCACCUUGAUGUCUCCCACAACCAGCUCACCUCUCUACCUCCUGAGGUGGGCAUCCCACAGGGCCUCCAAUUCCUCUCCGCUGCUUUCAACUCUUUAGAGAUGGUGCCAGAGGAGCUGUUCUCCUGUAAAAAGCUAAAAACUUUGGCUCUUGGAAACAACUGCCUGUCGUAUCUUAGCUCCAGAGUGGCCAACCUGGUCCAGCUGGUCCGGCUGGAGAUUAAAGGGAACCGCCUGGAGUCUCUGCCUCUGGAGAUUGGGGACUGUCCCCUGCUGACUGACAGUGGGUUGAUAGUAGAAGAGAGCCUGCUCGAUCUGCUGCCAUCAGAUGUACGAGGCAGGCUGAACAAAAGCUAAUUUUGUAGAGCUAAUGGACUCAUCUUUUCUCAGUGUAAUGUGGUGCGCAAUGUUGGUCUGACUUGCACAGAGUAUUGAUCCAUGGUAUUAGAGGGAAUGCAGAACAAAAGGAAAACCAUAACCAAACCCAUAACUGACCCCAAAAGAAACUAAACAUAUAUACACAAUCAGUCAUCAUUAAAUGUGUUCCAAUCUGUGUCAGUGCGUAAUUAAUCAACUUGCACAUGUUAUUGUACGCAUUUUCUUAAAAAUACAAUUUUUAAAAAAAUUUUUUUACCAAGUUCAUAGAUGUCCUGUAAAUACAUUGCUGCAUUUAUUUUUACAAAACUGAAUUAAUGUAAAGUUUAACAAGGAUUUUUAUAGAUGCAGGAUCAGAAUACUGUUAUGUGUGGAUAAGACAAGCACUCAACACUUCAUCAGGGUGAAAGCAAGGGCCUUCAAAUUGCUACUAUUAUCACUCAGAGUUUUGUUUACUGAAUAUUUUGUGGGUUCUUCAGAGUAACAGUCAGGAGAUUUUUCUCCCUGUACUAUAUCCUGUUUGACAGGUUUAUACAGCAUGAAGAAGGGUUUCCACAGUGAGGCGGCUCACGUUGCGCCCUUUCAGGCACCAAACAAGUGGAGGAAGAAAAAGCCUUUCAGUAGCAGAAUAAUAGGUGUCCAUUCCUCUGUUCACACAUUCUGUCAAAUGGAGGAAAGACUGAAUUCAUGCAGGAUAUUAUGAAUCAGACAAAGGUCAAUUCAACAUGAUAUUCAGUGUGAAAAGCAGGACACAAUAAAUAAUCACUUACAGCGAGAAAGGAGACAAAAGUACUGUCUUUAAAAUACCUUUUGGAUGAGUAAUAUGUUGAGUACAGUGAUGCCUUUGGUAAUGGGUGAUACAGAGUAUUUUUCUUUUAACACACUAUGUAUGAAUUAAUGGCUUCCCAAGAAUUUCAAUUUUGCUUCCCUGUUUUAUUGUUACUACCUCUUUAUCACAAUUUUUCUUAACUUCUACAGUAAAAUAAGGGGAAAACAGGAUGUGAUUUCCAAAACACUGUUAUCCAAUUUAAGUAAUAAGAUGUAAAAUUACCGAACAAUAUGAUGUUUAUUUUGCACAUCAUAAACUAGUGCAAAUAAGUUUAGAGUGCCUUUUGAACACACAGAGACAAGGAAAUAAAAUGUCCUAAAAGUU
Molecule: messenger RNA, 3690 nt
Organism: Seriola dumerili (greater amberjack)
Lineage: Eukaryota; Metazoa; Chordata; Actinopteri; Carangiformes; Carangidae
Product: volume-regulated anion channel subunit LRRC8E-like
Exons: 3
Coding region: 93-2519 (808 amino acids)
Molecular function (GO): protein binding
Source: RefSeq, a predicted model, not a curated record